Emericellopsis cladophorae is the source of this 528-nucleotide messenger RNA. Its product is annotated as SUMO-conjugating enzyme. The coding region runs from base 1 to 528 and encodes 175 amino acids. Gene Ontology annotation, cellular component: nucleus. NCBI's taxonomy places the organism in Eukaryota, Fungi, Ascomycota, Sordariomycetes, Hypocreales, Bionectriaceae. The transcript is spliced from 2 exons. Gene Ontology annotation, molecular function: SUMO conjugating enzyme activity. Gene Ontology annotation, biological process: protein sumoylation. The record is from RefSeq and is a predicted model, not a curated record.
AUGGCGCUCUGCCAAAACCGUCUCCAAGAGGAGAGGAAACAGUGGCGGCGCGACCAUCCUUUUGGCUUCUACGCCAGACCUGCGCGCACAAGCGAGGGCGUGCUCGACCUGAAGAACUGGGAAUGUGGCAUCCCUGGCAAGGAGAAGACCAUCUGGGAGAAUGGCCUUUUCAAGCUCAACAUCGCCUUCCCCGAUGGUAAAAAGUUCCGCCCAGAGACCCGCGAGCGAAGGGAGGCUGACUCUAGAGUAGAAUACCCCACGAAGCCGCCAAAGUGCAAAUUUGUUCCGCCGCUGUUCCACCCAAAUGUCUACCCAUCCGGCACCGUCUGUCUCUCGAUCCUCAACGAGGAAGAGGCUUGGAAGCCUGCGAUCACCGUGAAGCAGAUCCUGCUCGGUAUUCAAGACCUCCUCAACGAUCCGAACCCCGAGUCGCCUGCGCAGGCGGAUGCGUACAAUCUAUUCAAGAAGGAUCGCGUCGAGUACGAGAAGAGGGUCAAAAGAGUGGUCAAGGACAACCCGGCACCUUGA